Kogia breviceps (pygmy sperm whale) is the source of this 472-nucleotide messenger RNA. RefSeq names its product TAFA chemokine like family member 2 (gene TAFA2). NCBI's taxonomy places the organism in Eukaryota, Metazoa, Chordata, Mammalia, Artiodactyla, Physeteridae. The record is from RefSeq and is a predicted model, not a curated record. Gene Ontology annotation, molecular function: receptor ligand activity.
AUGAGUAAGAGAUAUUUACAGAAAGCAACAAAAGGAAAACUGCUAAUAAUAAUAUUUAUUAUAACCUUGUGGGGGAAAGUUGUAUCCAGUGCAAACCAUCAUAAAGCUCACCAUGUUAAAACGGGCACUUGCGAGGUGGUGGCACUCCACAGAUGUUGUAAUAAGAACAAGAUAGAAGAACGGUCACAAACAGUCAAGUGCUCCUGCUUCCCUGGGCAGGUGGCAGGUACCACACGAGCUGCUCCAUCUUGUGUGGACGCUUCAAUAGUGGAACAGAAAUGGUGGUGCCAUAUGCAACCAUGUCUUGAGGGAGAGGAAUGUAAAGUUCUUCCAGAUCGGAAAGGAUGGAGCUGUUCCUCUGGGAAUAAAGUGAAAACAACUAGGGUAACCCAUUAACAAAGGAUAAAUCAAGUGAUCCUCAAAGCUGAUUACAUUGAACAUCAGCAUAGAAACAUAACUCAUGAGGUGAUCU